AUGACGAGAACCGGAUCAAGCGCCAAGAACAAGGAAUCCGUCCAGACCGAGAUCGACAUGGAAUCGAAGAGGUCGUCAACGGCGGCGGGGCACAUCGCUGACCUCCCCGAGCAGAUCUGGUGGGCAAUCCUCGAGCGACUCCCGCCCAAGUCAGUCCUGCGAUUUCGUGCUGUCUGCAAAUCUUGGCUCAACCGCAUCAGCAACAACAAUUUCCUCGAAGAAUACCAUGGGCGCCAAAAGCCACAGCACCUGAUCGUCCCAGUCGAUCCAGACAACACCAGGCAUAAGAUGAGUCACCGUGUAGAUGCUGUUGAUUUCCAGCACCCCGAGGACGGUUUCCGCUCCAUAAUCAGCUUCACCAGCUUUGGAGUAUUUGAGGUCUUUGAUCCAGAUGAAGAAACCGCAGAGCAUCUAAUGUCUGCCGUACAGGGCUCAAUUGGAGGCCUCCUCCUCGUCUCCUUCGAGCACAGGUGCUAUAUCUGCAACCCAGGUACAAAAGAAUCACGCCGCCUCCCACAGCUGGAUGACCAUGAAAUCUUGGGACUGUACAUGCUGGGCGAUGAGUUUAGGGUCCUCUAUCUCAAGGAAGAUGAGGAGGGUGAUGCCGAAUUCUUCGUCCUGUCAGUGCAUCAAUCUCUUAGCAAUAAAUCCAUUGGGUACUGCCCUGUGUCGCCCGCGGCGAAUCUGCCAGAAAUUGAUGGACCGAAGAAGCUGGGGUUCAGCCUGCAGAGUUCGGCAAUUGAGCCGCCUGCCAUGGUCGGGGCCAACCUUUAUUGGGCACCGUUGGAGCUGUGGCCACGGGAAAUUACAGUUUUUGAUUACCAGUCUGAGCUUUUUCACUGGAUGAAGCUUCCCAAGACCAAGGAGCGCUCCAAGAGCAACACCAACAAUACGAUGAAGGUUCUUGAGUUGGACGGCGAGUUGGGGUUGUCUCUUCACAGGAGGGGUGAAUCAAGUGUUGAGCUAUGGGUAUUAGAUUCUCUGAAGAUGUGGGAGCUCAAACACAGUAUUCAGUUGCCGGUUGCAGAUAUCACUGGCUUUGGAGCACAUACCUGGGAUCCCUUUCUUAUGUCCAUGGAUGGAGGUGUGAUCGUAAGGUGCGUGUCCCAGGGCCAGGGCCAGGGAGGGGAAGGCCAACAAGGCACUCAGGCGCUCCUGUACUGCAACAGACACGGAGAGCUAGCGCCUGGACCACUGUUCGUAGGCGAUUUGGCUGCGCCUGCCAUACACCUAUUCAAGCAAAGCAUUAGGCGACAUGCCCUGUUCCAGGGGCAUCAGCAAGAUGCUACGUCUCCCUUGUCACUCUUCCGGGACCUCUAG
This is a messenger RNA of Triticum turgidum subsp. durum (durum wheat), 1320 nucleotides long. The record is from the annotation of a GenBank genome assembly. Lineage: Eukaryota; Viridiplantae; Streptophyta; Magnoliopsida; Poales; Poaceae.